AUGAAUUACACGCUCCCCCUAUUCGACUACCCCCUCUGGUGGGUUGUCUGCAGUCACGACUACGUUUGGUAUACGGGCGACUUGGAAUACCUCUCGACAUACUACAUCAACCUUGUCGCCGUGUUGGACCGCUGGUAUCCCUCUGUCACAGACCCGGCGACGGGACUCGUGACUAAAGGGCUGAACGGGACGGCCGGGUACGGUGACUAUGCAUUCGUGCCGCGACAGGGACCGGUAACAUAUUAUAACGCUCUGUACGUACUCGCACUGCGCAGAGCGGCGGAGAUGGCGGUCGAGGCCGAGAACGAUGGAGACGCGGAGCGGUGGAGGCGCCGGGCGGACGAGGUUGCGAAGGCGCUGGGGGAAAGAAACUUUGACAAGGAGGCCGGCGCGUUCUGGGACGGAACGAACGAGGGGCAGUUUAUGGACGCACACGCGCAGGACGGGAACAGCAUUGCGAUUCUCGCGGACGUGGUGGAUAAGGAGAAGGCGAGGGGGAUGCUGGACUACUACUCGCGCGUCGCGGCCAGGCCGUACGGGAACGCGUUCUACGACUCGGACGCUGUGAAUGAGGGGUUCAGCCAGAAAGUGUACGCGUUUGUGUCCUACUUUGAACUCGCGGCGCGGUUCAUGGUUGGGGCGGGGGAUAGCGCCAUCGAGGAGAUGAAGAGGUUGUACGGUUGGAUGUCGCGCCAGGACCCGGGCGUGACGUUCUGGGAGGGAAUAGGGCCUGAAGGGAAGCCGUACGAGGAUGGUUACACGAGCAUGGCCCAUGGGUGGGCCACAGGGCUGGUGCCGCUGAUGAGCGGGUGGGUGCUGGGUGUGAAGCCGACGGAGCCCGGGUUCCGGACGUGGAGCGUCGCGCCGGAAACGGCGGGGCUAAGGUGGGCGCGGGGGGUUGUGCCAACGCCGAGAGGCGGAGGAAUUCGGGUUGAGUGGGAGCAAGGCGGGGACGGAGAUGUCAGGAUCCAGGUGAGAGCGGCAGAGGGCUCGAGGGGGGUUGUCGGUGUUCCUGUGGGAGCUCGGGGAAAGGUUGUCGAGCUCGAUGGAGAAGUCGUGUAUGCUGGACGAGAUGGCGCCCGGGCGAGAUAUAAAGAGGGCAGGGUCUUGGUUGAUGUUGAAGGGAAGGGGACAGACUGUAAGGUUGUGGUUUCUGUCAGAAGAAGACCUGAUAACCCAUGGGCUUUCAUUCGGCAAGCGGGAUGA
Colletotrichum graminicola M1.001 is the source of this 1206-nucleotide messenger RNA. RefSeq names its product alpha-L-rhamnosidase. The record is from RefSeq and is a predicted model, not a curated record. Gene Ontology annotation, biological process: carbohydrate metabolic process. The coding region runs from base 1 to 1206 and encodes 401 amino acids. NCBI's taxonomy places the organism in Eukaryota, Fungi, Ascomycota, Sordariomycetes, Glomerellales, Glomerellaceae. The transcript has a single exon.